Molecule: messenger RNA, 985 nt
Organism: Dreissena polymorpha
Lineage: Eukaryota; Metazoa; Mollusca; Bivalvia; Myida; Dreissenidae
Exons: 2
Coding region: 13-729 (238 amino acids)
Source: RefSeq, a predicted model, not a curated record
UCACCGGCUUUAAUGGCAGGCAUCGGCGUGUUGGUUGGGGAACUAGUUGUAGUAGGAAUAGGUUUUGCCGUAGUGAUGCGUCGAAGACGAGGAAUUAUUCCUGCCCGUUUGAAGGAUAGAGCCCCUGAUAGGAAGGAUGAUAAGCAUGACGACAUGUUGCCAAAUGCAGCGUCAAAUGUAGAAAGAGUCCAUAAAUCAGUGGUUAACCCUAACCACUUUGAACUUGAAAAACAAACCGAGUCAGUGAUCGAACAAAUCGACAAUUACAACAGAUCAGAGGAUCAUGGGACAGACAUUCUUGAUGAGAACAAUUACCACUCAAUUGAUGGACCGGCAGAGGAACCGCGAGGAAACGUCAGAGUCGACUGCAUUGAUUAUGAUUGCACCACUGACGAAGCCGCAACAUCUCGUGGUAUAACCCAUGACAAUGUAUACAAUAAACUGAAGCUUGGCCGCAAGGGAAACUAUGAACAUGCUAAGGGAUCAUGUCAGAUUAAUAGCAUCACGACAAACAACGAUUACGAUACGACUGCAACUCUUAACACGAUAAGUCCUCAUUGCAACGACGACUAUGACCAUGUGGGUGACAUGGGGCAUGCUCAUUCCCUCUCGUCAAGCGAUGACGAUUAUAGUUCAGCAGUGAAGUGCGCGGCGCAUGCACGAGGCUCUGCCGCAGAAUUGGACAAGCAUGAUGACGGUCAUGGGCUAAAUCCGUUCGUCAAAGUUUAAGUAGGCAACGACACCAGAGAUAUGUUUACUUCUUAGAAAUUAAUAAACGCACAAGGCCUCUUCGUGUUACUGCAGGAGUUAUGUACAUUUUAACUGAUUGGUGAUGUAAGGAAGAACUGAAGUACUCUUACACUUUAUUUGAUGUGUUUCCAUUAAUAUUAUAAAGUAUCAUGGUUGUAAAUAGUGCAAUAUUGAAAUAUGAGUCAAUUAUGUUCCAAGCAAGUAAAACCAUGCAAACACACAGACGAAUUUUACA